Molecule: messenger RNA, 2590 nt
Organism: Canariomyces notabilis
Lineage: Eukaryota; Fungi; Ascomycota; Sordariomycetes; Sordariales; Chaetomiaceae
Exons: 1
Coding region: 159-2282 (707 amino acids)
Source: RefSeq, a predicted model, not a curated record
CGACGCUAUUGCCCACCUGAUACCCCUGAUACCCGACCUCGACAGGUCAUUCAGUAUACUUCGACGCUAACCCAGACCACAAGAGCGUCAAGGCUGAUCGAACGAUUGUCUUUGGGAACACGGCAAUUGACGCGGCGAUGAGACAAUAAUCCUCCACCAUGUCCAUUACCCGCCUCCUCACCACGGUGCUCCAGCACUAUCAAGAUGUCCACGACGAUGCGCGCACCGAACAGAUCUACGGGUCAACCACAGUCUUACUCACGAACCUUUCGAAUCCCUUGAACCUUUCCCUUCUUACCUCCCAGUUUCUCACGGCGCCGGCAAUAUGGGGCCGAGGGGACACCAUGCGCGCCUGCUACCGCGCCAUCAGCAUCUUCAACACGGCCGCCAUCCACGUGCGCCGGAACGAGCUCGAGAACGCCAAGAAUAAAGGCGGUAAGCCCGUCGGCAGCGGCCUGGGUAGCGACGCAUGGGCCGCAGCAGUCCUCAAGGGCGCUGAUGAACAGUCGGGGCGGUGGCAGCAUCUCCUGGUAUUCAGCGGUGUUUUGAUGGGCAUGGAGAGCGGCAACCGUCACUCGCUCACCAGGGGCAUGCGCUCGACCGUCGAACGAGCCGUUGUUACAGCCACGAAUCUCGCGCUUCGAAUCAGGGAACCCGAACCUCCUGCCCCGGCAGCGCCCAUAGCUCUAGCUCUCAAUUACGCUUUCCCCCUGCUGUCAGAUUCAUCGCGUGCCGCCCUGCACUGUGACGCGCUCGUCUCGGUCCUGACAAGGGCAAUGCUGUCCGCCGAAGGUUUGGAAGACGGCAUCUUCCUCGCCACCAUUGACCAGGAUGUGCGGCAGUCCGGCUCAAACUUCAUGUGGGCCGAGGACUCGCCCUCCUCCUUGCAUCUCAAGCGGCUUGAGCAGAAGCCUCUCAUAUCUGGGCUGGGCCCCUUGUCGAGGCUGCUGGCCUACGCCACCCAACAUGCGCGCGACUCGCGGGUAGUCCUGCAGCUUCAGGAUGAUUUGGUCGCAUUUACAGCCAAGCUUCUGCAGCACUGGGAAACCAACAAACUAUCCGAACUCGAAAUCUCUGAAGAGGAUGUCUUCCUCACCCCGGAGACACUCAAUGGGACUUGGCCAGCGCUAUGGCAAUUUCUCAAGAAGAUCAUGUACGCCAUCGUUGCCGUUUUACAAGCUGUAGUGGCGCGCAGUCUCCUAGACCACAAUCUCAAAAUGCACGCAGUGGCCCCGAUGGUAGCCACCAAGACCCUCCACACGCUCCGUAACCUCUACUUCAUCUCCUCGCGCAACGGUAGUGACGCCUUCCAGGUCUACGCCUUCACAUACCUGACCUCGCUCGACAAUCUCUCCCGCUACGGUGCCGCCUCCGCCGCCUUCCUCCAAUCCCUCAAACCCACCCCGUCAAACGGCAUUCCCCCGCACCCCCUCCACCGUACCCUCGACCUCUUCUACCUCAACACAGCCGAGCACCUACCUCUCAACCUCCCACCGGAAGCCUGCGACGCGCUAAUCGUCCAGCCCGCAAUCCCCUACCUCAGCAGCAGUUCCUCCUCCAGCACCACCUUAUCAUCCUCAUCAUCAUCAGCAACUGCCACCCCGAAACGAAUGAUGGAGCUAUUCGAGUCAGCGCACAGCGCGGUGCUGUCAGUGCUCUCGUGCCCACAAAACAGCGGCAGCCUCACGGCGGGGCUGGUGCCCUUUUACGCCGACACCCUGCUGGCGUCCUUUCCCCCCCGCAUCUCGCCCCGCCAGUUCCGCCUCGCCUUCAAGACGCUCAUGCACAUCGCGUCCCCACCCUUCCCCGUCGCCGAAUCCCACCCGCAUCUAGCCGAGGCCCUGCUCGAGAUGGUGAGAUUCAGGGCCAUAGCCGCCUCCGGGCCGGCGAUUUUACCCCUGAAUGCGGCCGAUGCCGUUGAUGAACAGCAACAACAGCAACAACCCGUGUCUGAGCAGAGCACGUUGGUGCUGACGCUGGUUGACGCGCUUCCCUUCUUGCGGCUGGACAUUUUUGAGGAGUGGAUGACGCUUGCCGCCGAGGCGCUCAACGGGAUCGCGGAUGCGAGGUUGAGAGAGGUGGUCAAGAGGCGAUUCUGGGACGUCUUGGCCAGUGGGGAGAUGGAUGUUGAAAGGGCAGCCAUUGGACUCGCCUGGUGGGGGACCAAGGGCGGCAGGGAGUUGGUGCUUUAUGGCGCGGCCGGACGGCCGCCGCCGCCGCAGGAUAUGUAUAUGAUGAGUGGGGCCAUUGUGGAAGAGCCUCGGCGAGAGAGCAAGUUGUGAUGGUAAAUGAGCAGUGGGCGGGUGCCCGAUGCGUUGUGUAACUGCCCCUGCUAGAGCGCUGCUUGGAAUUGGCAUGGCAUAUACUUGUAGAAGCAAAGGUGCUUAAUGGGGUUUUCGAGGCUCGGCGAUAAGCAUACAUGAUAUCCUCGUAAUUAUAGCGCAGGAUAUAACCUGUGGCUUACGGUAGAUGCGACGGCGAGUAACGGUAGUAACUGAAGUCAGGCUCCUGCUCCAGUUAUAUUGGUUUGGCCUUGUCUGGCGCUCUAUGCUAAUGUGGCUAGUUUUGAUGCUUUUAAUGCCUCCUCCAU